Messenger RNA from Daucus carota subsp. sativus, 1379 nucleotides. RefSeq names its product COP9 signalosome complex subunit 6a. Gene Ontology annotation, biological process: protein deneddylation. The transcript has 9 exons. Gene Ontology annotation, cellular component: COP9 signalosome. Bases 99 to 1028 code for a protein of 309 amino acids. The record is from RefSeq and is a predicted model, not a curated record. Gene Ontology annotation, molecular function: metallopeptidase activity; protein binding. NCBI's taxonomy places the organism in Eukaryota, Viridiplantae, Streptophyta, Magnoliopsida, Apiales, Apiaceae.
AAUACAGAGGUGCAAACGUUACAAAAUUAAAACAAAUUUACAGAAGCCCCACUGCUCAGCGCUCAUCAGUCGGAGAAACCCUAGUAAUCACCCAAACAAUGGCUUCAUCGUCAAGCAGCAAUCUCACAUUCAAGCUCCAUCCCCUGGUUAUCGUCAACAUAUCAGAUCACUUCACUCGCGUCAGGUCCCAAUCUCUCGGGCCUUCUACUCAAUCCAACGGCGAUACGACGUCGCCUCCGCCUAGGGUUUUUGGUUGUGUGAUCGGUGUUCAGAGAGGCCGAACCGUUGAGAUUUUCAACAGCUUCGAGCUUCUUUUCGAUGAAUCUACUCAGUCUCUCGAUCGCGCCUUCCUUUUGAAGAAGCAAGAGCUCUAUAAGAAAGUGUUCCCUAACUUCUAUAUACUCGGAUGGUAUUCAACUGGGAGUGAUGCGCAGGAAUCAGAUAUGAUUAUUCACAAAUCUUUGAUGGAUAUUAAUGAGAGCCCUGUAUUCGUACUGUUGAAUCCUUCAAUCAACCAUGCACAGAAAGAUCUCCCUGUAACUAUAUUUGAAAGUGAGCUGCAUAUCAUAGACGCAAUUCCACAACUCAUUUUCGUUCGUUCAAGCUACAGCAUUGAGACAGUAGAAGCAGAACGCAUUUCGGUGGACCAUGUUGCACAUCUUAAACCUUCUGAUGGUGGUUCAGCUGCUACUCAGUUGGCGGCCCACCUUACAGGCAUACACAGCGCCAUUAAGAUGCUGAAUAGCCGUAUCAGAGUUCUUCAUCACUAUCUUCUUGCUAUGGAAAAAGGUGAGAUGCCUUGUGAGAAUUCGUUGCUAAGACAAGUUUCUAGUCUCUUAAGGAGAUUGCCGGCAGUUGAGUCGCUGAAAUUUCAAGAUGAUUUCUUGAUGGAUUACAAUGAUACACUGUUGGUUAGUUACCUGGCCAUGUUCACCAAUUGCUCAAGUACUAUGAAUGAGCUGGUUGACAAAUUCAACACUGCCUAUGACCGACACAGUCGAAGGGGAGGAAGAUCUGCAUUUAUAUAGAAGCUGCAAAUGAAAAGCUUUACCCUAUGCACCCUACUCUUUUUGACCGAGUUCUCCUUUACAGGCCAUAUUCUUAGGAUUUUAUGUUCAUGUGCUUUGAGUCUGGCAAGCAGAUAUGGUCUUUGCUCCCUUUCUUGUGCAGGGAACUAUUGCUUUUUUCCCCAUCUGAUCAAAUCUUUUAGGCUAAACAUGCAACAGACAAUGUUGGGUUUGCUCGUCCUAAAUCAUUUUCUAUUAAACUUUAGUACAUAUACAAGUUAGUAGGUUGAACAUUAAAAAAGCUAUGACUUACUGGACAUGUAAUUUUUGACUACUUUAUUCUAAUUUAUUUGCCCUAUUAUCAGAUCAAAA